Messenger RNA from Ostrea edulis (European flat oyster), 1611 nucleotides. Its product is annotated as RYamide receptor-like. The record is from RefSeq and is a predicted model, not a curated record. Gene Ontology annotation, cellular component: membrane. Gene Ontology annotation, biological process: G protein-coupled receptor signaling pathway. Bases 1 to 1080 code for a protein of 359 amino acids. Lineage: Eukaryota; Metazoa; Mollusca; Bivalvia; Ostreida; Ostreidae. The transcript is spliced from 2 exons. Gene Ontology annotation, molecular function: G protein-coupled receptor activity.
AUGGCAGUUGCGUGGAACGGUAGCCUUUUAAAUAACACUCUCGAUGUCGUUAAAAGCAACGCAGGGUUUUUUAAUUCUGCUUUUGACAAUUUUACAAAUCCCAGUGACUAUCAGCUGCCAACAGCAUUUGUGGCUAGUGUUGUAAUCACUUACGUUCUACUUUUCAUAUUCUCGCUUUUGGGAAAUUGCUUCGUUUGUGUAUUAAUUGGAUUCCAGUUCCUUACACCAACAGUUACCAAUCUAUUUAUAGGUAGCCUUGCUGCAUGUGACGUAUUAGUAACAUUUUGCAUACCCUUUACAGUCUUGAGUAAUUUAAUUUUUAUGUAUUGGCCAUUCGGGACUUUCCUAUGUCCAGUUAUUUCAGUAUUCCAAUUGAUGACCAUUUUGUUAAGAGCUCUAACGUUAGUCGUCAUGACUUGCGAUAAAUACUACGUGCUUUCGCGUCCUUUACGUCGACGACUAAGCACAAAACAAGCCAAACGUAUUAUUGUUGGGCUUUGGAGUUUUUCGCUGAUAUGUUGCCUGCCUGUAGCUAUCUUUUCCAAAAUCAUAUACUUACCCCAGGAACCCGGAUCAAACGGAUUGUGUGUUGAAGUUUGGACUGACAGAACGUUGCGCUACAUCUAUGGAGUCGUCCUUAUGUUAUUGCAGUACUUUAUACCCCUACUGGUAAUGUUGUGUACCUAUUCUCAUAUCGCUGUGAUCGUGUGGAGGAGCAGGGCACCUGGAGAGGCGAACAACAAAAGGGAUGAGAGGCGAAAACAGUCCAAGAAGAAGACCCUGCUGAUGUUGGUUACAGUUGUGAUAACCUACCUCUUGUCUUGGCUCCCAAUAAACGUUAUAUCAAUUGUUGGUGACGUAAACCCGUCCAUUUACGACUCCAUGUCCGUCCACAUGAUAUGGGUUUUAGCCCAUCUUCUUGCCUUCAGUAACAGUGCUACAAACGCCUUGAUUUACUACUGGAGGAACGAGAGUUACCGAAAAGCCUUUAAAACCCUUCGAAAGAAAGGAUUUACAAGAAAUAGAUAUGCAUUUGUUAGAAAUUCGAGAAGAUCCAUUACCCUCACCGAGAGAUUAUAGUCAUAUUAAUGGCGAACGUGUAUCAAGUACACUAUCACAACAUACAACAAAAGAUAAAGUUGUUGAGAAUAUUGGUUAUUUUGCAAUGCCCUUCCAUUCCAUUGAGGAAGGUAUUCUGUGGAAGUUCUAUAAACACGAGUACACUGUGUUGUGGAUUUGAGCUGUUAUCGUGUUUUGCAACUGAAUGUCAACGCGAAGGUAACUCCGAGUGCCCGCCUAAUAUUCUCUAUAUCAAAUGUGUUGUGGAUGAGGAUGUAAACGUUGAGGUUAUGUGUUAUUUAUUUGUGCAAAGAAUGUAUUUAGUAAAGUUUGAAAUAUGUUUUUUGUUUCAUUCUUUAGUGUAAAGCGUAUGUUCUUAGUGAGAAUUGUCCACAUCUGUAAUACCCCGGUAUGUAAUCCAGAAAUAAGUCAAGAAAACCCUACACAAGUAGUGCAUGUAGUAUAAUAAACAUGUUGUAAAGCCGACUUAGUAUAGUCGACUACUACUGUCUUUAAUUCUUCAGGAAUAUAAUGAUAAUAAAUGUUGCUUAG